This is a messenger RNA of Mustela erminea (ermine), 923 nucleotides long. RefSeq names its product interleukin 21 (gene IL21). Bases 25 to 486 code for a protein of 153 amino acids. Gene Ontology annotation, biological process: positive regulation of natural killer cell mediated cytotoxicity; immune response. NCBI's taxonomy places the organism in Eukaryota, Metazoa, Chordata, Mammalia, Carnivora, Mustelidae. The transcript has 5 exons. Gene Ontology annotation, cellular component: extracellular region. The record is from RefSeq and is a predicted model, not a curated record. Gene Ontology annotation, molecular function: cytokine receptor binding.
CAAGGUCUUGCUCUACUGGCACUUAUGAGAUCCAGUGCUGGCAACAUGGGGAAGAUAGUCAUCUGCCUAAUGGUCAUCUUCUUGGGGACAGUGGCCCAUAAAUCAAGCAUCCAAGAGCCAGAUCGUCACUUGCUUAGAUUGCGUCAACUUAUAGAUAUUGUUGAUCAGCUGAAAGAUAAUCUGAAUGACUUGGACAAUGAAUCUCUGCCAGCUCCAGAGGAUGUAAAGAGACAUUGUGAGUGGUCAGCUUUUUCAUGUUUUCAGACGGCCCAACUAAAGGCAGCAAAUACAGGAGGCAACGAGCAGAAAAUAAAAGUAUUAACGAAACAGCUGAAGAGGAAACUACCUCUCAAAAAUGCAGACAAAAGACAGAUACACAGACCAACAUGCCCCUCAUGUGAUUCUUAUGAGAAAACACCACCCAAAGAAUUCCUAGAAAGACUGAAAUCGCUCAUCCAAAGGAUGAUUUAUCAGCAUCUCUCCUAGAACACAUGGAAUAUGAGGUUCCUGAGGAUCUAACUUGAAGCUGGACACUAUAUUACAUACUCUAACACAGUAGUGAAUCUCACUUCUUGGUUUCUAAAUGGAGGAGUACAAUGUAUUAGUGAUGGGGAGAAAGACUCAGAUAAGUGUUCAAAGUCAGGAUUAUUUCCCCCCAAUUACAAUGCAGUAUUUCAGUUUGAUCCACAUGGUUUGUUUUGAUCAACUUGAAAAAGCUUUCUACUCAGUUAGAGUUUGAUUUCCUCUGUUAUGGUUUCUAUGGUUUCUAAAAUUUUUACUUGAUAUUAUUGCCCAACUAUGAUAUUCCUUUAUUGGUGGAGAAGCUUAAAAUUUUUAUCCAAAAAUGUAAUUUGGGAACUUACUGAUCUUAUACUUACCUUGAUCUUGAUUACCACAAGAAUGAGGUCUCUGAUGAUCAUAAC